This is a messenger RNA of Uloborus diversus, 1566 nucleotides long. RefSeq names its product serine/threonine-protein kinase NIM1-like. Gene Ontology annotation, molecular function: tau-protein kinase activity; ATP binding; protein serine/threonine kinase activity. Gene Ontology annotation, biological process: microtubule cytoskeleton organization; protein phosphorylation; intracellular signal transduction. The record is from RefSeq and is a predicted model, not a curated record. Gene Ontology annotation, cellular component: cytoplasm. Lineage: Eukaryota; Metazoa; Arthropoda; Arachnida; Araneae; Uloboridae. Bases 1 to 1434 code for a protein of 477 amino acids. The transcript has 5 exons.
AUGGCGCCUGAAACAAUUACACCCUCUAUCACAAAGCCAGAAAGAAAGUGGAAAAGGUCGAAAACGUGUGACGGCGUUGCAACAGAGACGAGUGAAGAGGCAAAUUCGGGAAAUCCAAAUGAUGGGGUGUCGAGUGACGGUGGACUAUCUUUAGAUCGUAAAAGAACAGCCACACUCUGUAGAAGAAAAACAUUCCAUGGACAGAUAUCCACGGAAUCGAGGAACAUUGCCACGCCCCCUGGCCGGUUUCGCAGACCCCGACGUUCCAUUUCAGACGAAAGCAGCUUGUCAUCAACAACUUCUCUCAUGAUGCCCGCAGGAAAUCAGAACCUGUACCACGAAGCAGUGGCCAAACUCUCCCACGAUGAUCGGUGGUUGAAAGAAAUAACUCUGGGGACUCGAAUAGGAUUCUACAGAUUGUACAGAGAUGUUGGCAAGGGAAAUUUUUCGAAAGUGAAGAUGGCAGUUCAUUAUCUGACGAAAGAGAAGGUAGCAGUGAAAAUCAUCGACAAGGCGAAGUUACAGGCGAAGAACAAGCAAAUGCUGAGCAAGGAGGUGUCCGCCAUGGAAUCCAUCCGGCAUCCCCACAUCAUCCGGCUCUUCGAGGUCAUGGAGACGCCUUCGAAGUUGUUCUUGGCCAUGGAGUUCGCAGAGGGAGGAGAACUCUUUCACAGAAUAGCCACCGGGGGCCGAAUUCCCGAGCAAGAUGCGAAGACGAUAUUUGCGCAGCUGACAUCCGCUGUAGCUCAUAUGCAUAAGCAUAACAUCGUACAUCGGGACCUGAAAGCAGAAAACGUUUUCAUCACCGGGAAGAACGUCAAGAUCGGGGACUUUGGAUUCAGCACCCACAUACAAAAUCCGAAAGAAGUUUUACUGACAUUUUGCGGGUCGCCACCUUACGUGGCCCCAGAAAUCUUUCAAAACGAGAACUACGUGGGUCCAAGCGUCGAUCUCUGGUCCCUAGGCGUCCUGCUCUAUUUCAUAGUAACAGCUUCCUUGCCCUUCAAAGGAGACAACGUUUCCAUGGUGAAGAGAAAAAUCCUCAUUGGCGAGUUCCCUCUCCCGAAGUACGUGUCAAAAUGCUGCAGUGAUCUUAUCUGCGGCUUGCUGCAAUUGGAUCCCGCUAAGCGUCUGUCGACGAAUCAAAUCAAGAGCAGUGCCUGGCUCAAAGAUGCUUCGUAUCCGGCUGCCAAAAACGGGAAAAAUUCAUCUUGUGAGAAGGAGGUAAUGGGAGCUUUAGAUAAAAUGGGAAUUACGGCGGAAAUGUUGGAGAAAAGUUUGUGCAAAGGAGUGAGGAGCAACCUGGUAGGGACUUAUCGAAUUUUAUUGCACAAGUACGAGGGAAAACUCAAUGCCGAAGAGAAAACAAAAAAGCCGAAAAAGAUCGUUAUUUCUUGUCCUACUUUCAAAUCAAAAACUUGCAGUAUUGUUUAAAAGAUUAGUUAAUUGUGCCUAUCUAUUGUCAAUGCAAAUAACAUGUAAGGAAAUAGUUGUAAAUUAGAAUGUAAUUUUUGCAUUUCAUUUUGUAAAUACAUGACAUGUUUUGCUUCAAAUUUUAUACCGUGA